GUGUAUAAAUAAAGCAACACUGAAGGAAACUCGCUUCUAUUUUGCAGAUUGUAGAAACAGUGAUGUGGGAAAAUAUAUUCCAGCAUGUUCGGCUGGAAAGUUUGAUUAUAAUGUAGAUAGGGCAAAGAAAAUUAUAUCUGUGAAUGUAUCCAACUCUCUUCGAGAUCAAGAUUAUUAUGUUCGCCUGUGCCACAAAUGGUUUACCUGUGAAGAUGUAGGAGCAUUUGCUGUGAUAAAAGGAAAGGAAUCUUUCAAAUCAGUUUCACUAAAGUAUUCUCAGCCCCUCCCUUGUCUUUGCAUUGAGGGUUGGCUGGCAAUUCCAGAUGCAAGGAGGAUACAACUUUGCCCCUUUGAAAAUGAUACAAAGGUGCUGUGGGAUAAUAUUGUUUACAGCCCAGCGACACAAACCAUAGCUUGGGAGCCAGCCUGUCCUGUGCUUGUCAUGGUUAACCUAUGCAGGUUAAUGAAGUCUAACGACCACUGUGAAGAUAUACCGAACUCUUCAAAAAAUUCUCCUGAGAAAGUUAAAUAUUCUCGUGUGGACACCCACCCAAGACUUUGCAUGAAGUUUACAACCAAGCAAGGCUCUUGGGUUAAAUGUCCAUUUGCUCAUGGAGAAUUUCCAGCUUGGAAAAUGAGAACUGCUGCAGCUGCAGAACGAAUACAAGUUUUCUUCACAUCCCAAACCAAGGCACAGUUUUCAGUGCUUGUUUGUAACAGGACGCAGCUGGCCUCAUGUGAAUCUGUUGGGAUACACCAUUCAGUAUCUCUGGGAGAUUCUGUAUCAAUCACUAUGUCACAGGAAAUGUGUGAGUCAACAAUUUGCAUUCAGGGCUGGAGGACAGAUGUAGAUUAUUCAGUUCCACUGCAGAUCUGUGAUAUCCACUGUGGUUUUCGUGGUCAGACAUACAGUGAUGGAAACCCAGCAAAGGCCAUGACACACAGAGUGAAGAGUGUCCAUUCCUUGCAUUGA
Apaloderma vittatum (bar-tailed trogon) is the source of this 973-nucleotide messenger RNA. Its product is annotated as putative interleukin-17 receptor E-like. NCBI's taxonomy places the organism in Eukaryota, Metazoa, Chordata, Aves, Trogoniformes, Trogonidae. The transcript is spliced from 12 exons. The record is from RefSeq and is a predicted model, not a curated record. Gene Ontology annotation, molecular function: interleukin-17 receptor activity. The annotation marks the transcript as partial.